AUGAAACGCACUUUGUUAGGAGGAUCAGUUUCCUCGCGUUUCGUGAUUUCUUCUUCUUCUUCAGAUGAUACAACAUAUGGCUCCCCUCAUUGGAUUGGUAAAGGGCUGACCUGUGUUUGUUUCAAGCCUAAGGGAAACUGUCAACCCGUCUGCAUUAAUUUGACCCCUUUACAGGAGGAAAGGCUUAGAAGAUUGAAAUGCAGAAUGAAAGUUUACUUUGAUGCUUCCAAGCUUGAUCACCAGGAUGCUUUGAGAGCUCUUUGGUCUGCUUCAUUCCCUGGUCAUGAGCUCAGUGGUUUGGUUUCUGAUCAAUGGAAAGAAAUGGGGUGGCAGGGAAGAGAUCCUUCUACUGAUUUCAGAGGAGCUGGUUUUAUAUCAUUGGAGAACCUCCUAUUCUUUGCUAAGACAUUCUCGACUUCUUUUCAGAAUCUUUUGAUGAAGCAAGGAAGAAAGGGAGUUGUAUUUGAGUAUCCCUUUGCUGUGGCUGGCGUAAAUAUUACUUUCAUGAUUAUGCAAAUGUUAGACCUUGAUGCAGCAACCAAACCCAGAACUUUCAUUAGAACAGUUUUUCUACAAAUGCUUUCAGAAAAUGAAUGGGCAUUCGAUUUACUUUAUUGCGUUGCAUUUGUGGUCAUGGACAAACAGUGGUUGGAGACAGACGCUACGUACAUGCAAUUUAAUGAUAUCUUGAAAUCAACGCGAGUUCAGCUGGAGAAAGAGUUGAUGAUUGAUGAUGUUCUACGGAUUGAAGACAUGCCUUCUUACAGUCUUCUUUCUUGA
Messenger RNA from Lathyrus sativus (Indian pea), 780 nucleotides. The record is from the annotation of a GenBank genome assembly. NCBI's taxonomy places the organism in Eukaryota, Viridiplantae, Streptophyta, Magnoliopsida, Fabales, Fabaceae.